Closterium sp. NIES-65 is the source of this 4392-nucleotide messenger RNA. Lineage: Eukaryota; Viridiplantae; Streptophyta; Zygnematophyceae; Desmidiales; Closteriaceae. The record is from the annotation of a GenBank genome assembly.
AUGCCAUCCCACCAUCUCUGCUCCUCAUCCCAUCCCACCAUCUCUGCUCCUCAUCCCAUCCCACCAUCUCUGCUCCUCAUCCCAUCCCACCAUCUCUGCUCCUCAUCCCAUCCCACCAUCUCUGCUCCUCAUCCCAUCCCACCGUCUCUCCUCGUCAUCGCAUCCCACCAUCUCUGCUCCUCAUCCCAUCCCACCAUCUCUGCUCCUCAUCCCAUCCCACCAUCUCUGCUCCUCAUGCCAUCCCACCAUCUCUGCUCCUCAUCCCAUCCCACCGUCUCUGCUCCUCAUCCCAUCCCACCGUCUCACCUCAUCAUCCCAUCCCACCAUUUCUGCUCCUCAUCCCAUCCCACCAUCUCUGCUCCUCAUCCCAUCCCACCAUCUCUGCACCUCAUCCCAUCCCACCAUCUCUGCUCCUCAUCCCAUCCCACCGUCUCUGCUCCUCAUCCCAUCCCACCAUCUCUGCUCCUCAUCCCAUCCCACCAUCUCUGCUCCUCAUCCCAUCCCACCAUCUCUGCUCCUAAUCCCAUCCCACCAUCUCUGCUCCUCAUCCCAUCCCACCGUCCCUGCUCCUCAUUCCAUCCCACCAUCUCUGCUCCUCAUCCGAUCCCACCAUCUCUGCUCCCCAUCCCAUCCCACCAUCUCUGCUCCUCAUCCCAUCCCACCAUCUCUGCUCCUCAUCCCAUCCCACCAUCUCUGCUCCUCAUCCGAUCCCACCAUCUCUGCUCCUCAUCCAAUCCCACCGUCUCUGCUCCUCAUCCCAUCCCACCAUCUCUGCUCCUCAUUCCAUCUCACCAUCUCUGCUCCUCAUCCCAUCCCACCAUCUCUGCUCCUCAUCCAAUCCCACCAUCUCUGCUCCUCAUCCCAUCCCACCAUCUCUGCUCCUCAUCCCAUCCCACCAUCUCUGCUCCUCAUCCCAUCCAACCAUCUCUGCUCCUCAUCCCAUCCCACCGUCUCUCCUCAUCAUCCCAUCCCACCAUCUCUGCUCCUCAUCCCAUCCCACCAACUCUGCUCCUCAUCCCAUCCCACCAUCUCUGCUCCUCAUCCCAUCCCACCAUCUCUGCUCCUCAUGCCAUCCCACCAUCUCUGCUCCUCAUCCCAUCCCACCGUCUCUGCUCCUCAUCCCAUCCCACCGUCUCUCCUCAUCAUCCCAUCCCACCAUCUCUGCUCCUCAUCCCAUCCCACCAUCUCUGCUCCUCAUCCCAUCCCACCAUCUCUGCUCCUCAUCCCAUCCCACCAUCUCUGCUCCUCAUCCCAUCCCACCGUCUCUGCUCCUCAUCCCAUCCCACCAUCUCUGCUCCUCAUCCCAUCCCACCAUCUCUGCUCCUCAUCCCAUCCCACCGUCUCUCCUCGUCAUCGCAUCCCACCAUCUCUGCUCCUCAUCCCAUCCCACCAUCUCUGCUCCUCAUCCCAUCCCACCAUCUCUGCUCCUCAUGCCAUCCCACCAUCUCUGCUCCUCAUCCCAUCCCACCGUCUCUGCUCCUCAUCCCAUCCCACCGUCUCACCUCAUCAUCCCAUCCCACCAUUUCUGCUCCUCAUCCCAUCCCACCAUCUCUGCUCCUCAUCCCAUCCCACCAUCUCUGCACCUCAUCCCAUCCCACCAUCUCUGCUCCUCAUCCCAUCCCACCGUCUCUGCUCCUCAUCCCAUCCCACCAUCUCUGCUCCUCAUCCCAUCCCACCAUCUCUGCUCCUAAUCCCAUCCCACCAUCUCUGCUCCUCAUCCCAUCCCACCGUCCCUGCUCCUCAUUCCAUCCCACCAUCUCUGCUCCUCAUCCGAUCCCACCAUCUCUGCUCCCCAUCCCAUCCCACCAUCUCUGCUCCUCAUCCCAUCCCACCAUCUCUGCUCCUCAUCCCAUCCCACCAUCUCUGCUCCUCAUCCGAUCCCACCAUCUCUGCUCCUCAUCCCAUCCCACCGUCUCUGCUCCUCAUCCCAUCCCACCAUCUCUGCUCCUCAUUCCAUCUCACCAUCUCUGCUCCUCAUCCCAUCCCACCAUCUCUGCUCCUCAUCCAAUCCCACCAUCUCUGCUCCUCAUCCCAUCCCACCAUCUCUGCUCCUCAUCCCAUCCCACCAUCUCUGCUCCUCAUCCCAUCCAACCAUCUCUGCUCCUCAUCCCAUCCCACCGUCUCUCCUCAUCAUCCCAUCCCACCAUCUCUGCUCCUCAUCCCAUCCCACCAACUCUGCUCCUCAUCCCAUCCCACCAUCUCUGCUCCUCAUCCCAUCCCACCAUCUCUGCUCCUCAUGCCAUCCCACCAUCUCUGCUCCUCAUCCCAUCCCACCGUCUCUGCUCCUCAUCCCAUCCCACCGUCUCUCCUCAUCAUCCCAUCCCACCAUCUCUGCUCCUCAUCCCAUCCCACCAUCUCUGCUCCUCAUCCCAUCCCACCAUCUCUGCUCCUCAUCCCAUCCCACCAUCUCUGCUCCUCAUCCCAUCCCACCGUCUCUGCUCCUCAUCCCAUCCCACCAUCUCUGCUCCUCAUCCCAUCCCACCAUCUCUGCUCCUCAUCCCAUCCCACCGUCUCUCCUCGUCAUCGCAUCCCACCAUCUCUGCUCCUCAUCCCAUCCCACCAUCUCUGCUCCUCAUCCCAUCCCACCAUCUCUGCUCCUCAUGCCAUCCCACCAUCUCUGCUCCUCAUCCCAUCCCACCGUCUCUGCUCCUCAUCCCAUCCCACCGUCUCACCUCAUCAUCCCAUCCCACCAUUUCUGCUCCUCAUCCCAUCCCACCAUCUCUGCUCCUCAUCCCAUCCCACCAUCUCUGCACCUCAUCCCAUCCCACCAUCUCUGCUCCUCAUCCCAUCCCACCGUCUCUGCUCCUCAUCCCAUCCCACCAUCUCUGCUCCUCAUCCCAUCCCACCAUCUCUGCUCCUCAUCCCAUCCCACCAUCUCUGCUCCUAAUCCCAUCCCACCAUCUCUGCUCCUCAUCCCAUCCCACCGUCCCUGCUCCUCAUUCCAUCCCACCAUCUCUGCUCCUCAUCCGAUCCCACCAUCUCUGCUCCCCAUCCCAUCCCACCAUCUCUGCUCCUCAUCCCAUCCCACCAUCUCUGCUCCUCAUCCCAUCCCACCAUCUCUGCUCCUCAUCCGAUCCCACCAUCUCUGCUCCUCAUCCCAUCCCACCGUCUCUGCUCCUCAUCCCAUCCCACCAUCUCUGCUCCUCAUUCCAUCUCACCAUCUCUGCUCCUCAUCCCAUCCCACCAUCUCUGCUCCUCAUCCCAUCCCACCAUCUCUGCUCCUCGUCCCAUCCCACCAUCUCUGCUCCUCAUCCCAUCCCACCAUCUCUGCUCCUCAUCCCAUCCAACCAUCUCUGCUCCUCAUCCCAUCCCACCGUCUCUCCUCGUCAUCCCAUCCCACCAUCUCUGCUCCUCAUCCCAUCCCACCAACUCUGCUCCUCAUCCCAUCCCACCAUCUCUGCUCCUCAUGCCAUCCCACCAUCUCUGCUCCUCAUCCCAUCCCACCGUCUCUGCUCCUCAUCCCAUCCCACCGUCUCUCCUCAUCAUCCCAUCCCACCAUCUCUGCUCCUCAUCCCAUCCCACCAUCUCUGCUCCUCAUCCCAUCCCACCAUCUCUGCUCCUCAUCCCAUCCCACCAUCUCUGCUCCUCAUCCCAUCCCACCUCCCACCAUCUCCACUCCUCAUCCCUUCCCACCAUAUCUGCUCCUCAUCCCAUCCCACCAUCUCUGCUCAUCAUCCCAUCCCACCAUCUCUCCUCAUCAUCCCAUCCCACCAUCUCUGCUCCUCAUCCCAUCCCACCAUCUCUGCUCAUCAUCUCAUCCCACCAUCUCUCCUCAUCAUCCCAUCCCACCAUCUCUGCUCCUCAUCCCAUCCCACCAUCUCUGCUCCUCAUCCCAUCCGACCAUCUCUCCUCCUCAUCCCAUCCCACCAUCUCUGCUCCUCAUCCUAUCCCACCAUCUCUGCUCCUCAUCCCAUCCCACCAUCUCUUCUCCUCAUCCCAUCCCACCAUCUCUGCUCCUCAUCCCAUCCCACCAUCUCUGCUUCUCAUCCCAUCCCAUCAUCUCUCCUAAUCAUCCCAACCAGCCAUCUCUACACCUCAUCCCAUCCCACCAUCUCUACUCCUCAUCACAUCCCACCAUCCCUGCUCCUCAUCCCAUCUUACCAUCUCUGCUCUCCAUCCCAUCCCGCCACCUCUGCUCCUCAACCAAUCCCAACAUCUCUGCUCCCCAUCCCAUCCCACCAUCUCUGCUCCUCAUCCCAUCCCACCAUCUCUGCUCCUCAACCCAACCCACCACCUCUGCUCCUCAUCCCAUCCCACCAUCUCUGCUCCUCAUCCCAUCCCACCAUCUUUGGUGCAGCAGAACUGGGACGUGGCCACGGACUCGUGCGUUUCGCAGACGACCGAAUAGGGGAUGCGUUGAUGAAUUGUGAAGCUGUCGUGGGGUUGACGUGA